Molecule: messenger RNA, 956 nt
Organism: Amphimedon queenslandica
Lineage: Eukaryota; Metazoa; Porifera; Demospongiae; Haplosclerida; Niphatidae
Exons: 8
Coding region: 339-905 (188 amino acids)
Source: RefSeq, a predicted model, not a curated record
UAACUGCAUGGUCUAUUCACAGUAAGCUUCAUAGGCCCAUAUCUAUGGCCACUCAGGAAGACAUAAUCCACAGUAACCUGCAGCUAGAAUAACUGACUCUUUCAUAUAGCAGCUUCAUUAUUAAUCAUCAUAGUCAGCUAGGACUCAUUGAACAGCUAAAUCACCUAGCUACUGAUACUCUAUAUUGAAAGAGGUCUUUUAGGUACUGAAUUUUCUCCUCUUGAACACAGGAAUGGCAGGGUAACUCUUCAAUGAGAAGUUCAGAGCCUUUUUCAACUGGAUUGUGUCACUAAGUGCUGAAAUAGAUGUCUUCACAGACUUAAACUCAAGAGUAAGACAUGUGGGUGUGGUCGUGGCCACACCUACUUUUUGAACACUCCCACUUUCAGCCACACCUUUGCCCUACUUGCAGUGAAAUCCUGCAGCCGCCUAUGCCUACUACUAGGAGUGUUAGAUAUAAAGAGAGAGUUUUACCUAUUGAAGAAAGUGUUAGAGCUAAAGAGACAGUUGAACCCACUACAGAUAUUAGUACUGCAGCCAAAGAGAGCAAUAGAACUAAAGAAUCAGCUGAUUAUCCUACUGCAAAGAAGAGUGUUCAAAGUGCACAUAGAGUUGAUACAAGAAGGAGUGUCAGAACUAAACGUAAAAUGGAAAGAGUUGGACAAUGUACAGUGAAUAAUGGUAUUGCUAAAGAUGCAGUCCCUCCUACUACUUAUGCUACCAAAAGGAAUGUGAAAUCUAAAGUCAAGUCUGAUUGUUCCCUAAAGCAAUGUUCACAUCCUGAUGAGUCUAAUUGGGUCUUUUGUUGCAGCUGCAACCAGUGGUAUCACUGUUAUUGUUAUAAAAUUUCAUUUCAAAAGGCGAAAUCAAAAAACUUUAAAUUUACAUGUAACAACUGUAAAUAAUAACUAAUUUUAAUAAUAAUCAAUAAUGUUAGGCGUGUCCGUUUAUUGUAG